Talaromyces stipitatus ATCC 10500 is the source of this 1688-nucleotide messenger RNA. RefSeq lists its product as uncharacterized. The coding region runs from base 1 to 1533 and encodes 510 amino acids. The record is from RefSeq and is a predicted model, not a curated record. NCBI's taxonomy places the organism in Eukaryota, Fungi, Ascomycota, Eurotiomycetes, Eurotiales, Trichocomaceae. The transcript has 11 exons.
AUGGAUAUCCCCCGGCCAAAUGAAGGGGAUGUCAAUAUUGGUGAGAUCCUCUAUAUAAAAGGGACCGACAUAUUCAGAGGUUGCUGGGUCCUAACCUGCUUCGUUGGCGUUGUCCUAAUCUUUAGAUGCGCAAUAAAAGCAUGGGUACGAUGGGCACUACCUCAGGUCUCUGCACCGGGCAGAAUAUGGGGAAUCGAAGAUGUUUUCUUUCUCUUUGGAUAUGCCGUGGACCUUUUACAUAUGACGCUUAUACAGCACAGUUACAAAUGGGGCUUGGGACGACACUUCUUCUACUUGACGCCUGAAGAGAAAAGGCAAGCUUUACGAUGGGAUUAUGCCUCUCAACCUUGCGCGGUUGCCGCCGCCAUGAUAUCAAGAACAGGAAUGAUGUGGUUCCUCCUCUCAUGUUUCGCCAAUAGCAACCGCCGAUUACGCAUUUCGAUUAUCGUUUGCAUGAUUAUCCAGAUUGUUGUUAAUUCAAUUACCAUUGUGCAAAUAGUGGUGCAAUGUGGGCCGAAUCCAUAUCACGCUGAUGACCGAACAAGAUACUUUCAUUAUAUGUGGGAUCCUCUACCGGCUGAUGGUUCAGUAAAGUGUCAGUCACCGACUGUGCAGACAACUAUCGGAUAUGUCCAAGGAGGGUUUAAUACGAUCAUCGAUUUGUAUCUCGCGGGAAUAUCGGCCUUUGAACUCUGGCAAUUCUUCAUUCAAACAUUGCAACGCAAUCCCGGUGUUUCUGUCUGGGUACAAUUCAGCAAGAUUAACCCUAGCGUUCGAUCUCGUCGAAUAUGGCAGACAUUGACUCUUUCUGGGCCUCUUGUUCUUUCCGGGGCUGCUUCGAUUGUCAAGACCUAUCUUCUCCAGUCACUGGGCGACAGAGCCGAUUUUACCUACAACAUUGUCACCUUCGUUCUUUGGGUCAAAAUUGAAAACUACGCCAUCCUAAUCGCCACUUGCGCCCCAGUCAUCAGACUCUUUCUUCGUACAUUCGUCGACAUGAGACGUGAAGGGCGAUACGGUGGCUACCCCUGGAGUCGCUCCCACUCCGAUAAUCCACACAACUCAAACGAGAACAAUAGUGGCAGCAGUGGACAACAUGAGUUGAAAAGACAGAACAAAUUCCAGCAGCGAUUCAACAGAAGCCGAAGUGCGGUUGAUCCGGAUAAGACCUUUGAUUCGAUGUUUGAUGAUAGUUACCUCCUUACUACGGUGGAUGAUGAUAAGGAUAGCAGCAACAGACAUGCCAAUGGCACAGUAGGGCCAUCCUCGCAUACGAUCGAUACAAUAGCACGAAUGACGUCGCCCGCCAGCAUCAACGACAAUAGAAACACGCGUCUCAGCACCGGCGUUGGCGUGACAGUGAAGACGGAUAUUGUUGUCGAGGUUGAUGAAGAAAUGGGUAUGUCUCCGAGAAGCCGUGGACUAUCACCGUUACCAAAGAAUGCACAACCGUAUCCUACGUUUACGCCUCAAGAUGAUCAACAUCGCGUUGAAAGGCAGGCAUUAGCUUAUGCGUGGAAGCCUGCUAGCUGAUUUUUUCAGUCUGAAAUUUGCUUUUGAACUUUAUGGAGUUACGGCGCUGUUUGCAUUGGUGAGAUAAUUAUACCCUCUGAUAUAAUGAUAUUGUCUUGAAUACACCGAUACAGUCCAUUAUACAUAGCUGGCUCUGUAAUACAUCAUGUCAAACU